AGGAAUUGAAGAACAAAAUUUUGGAUGAUUCUCAGUGAGAUGCUUCAAUUCACAAGCACAAAGGCUACAACUUUUUGCAGAUUAUGCUGAUCGCAUUGGUUUGGUUUGGUUAAUCUUUGAUUAUUGAUGCAUCCAUCUUGGCUUCAAAACAGUUAUUCACAUUCACUACAUUAUUCUAACCCUGGGAUCUCUAAGUAGUGAGUACAGACAGUGGUUUUAGUAUCUUCCAUUUCUACUUUGAGGUUGCUUGAACUACUACUACUACAUUAUCUGAAUAAGAGGAGCCAAAUUGGAUUCUCAAAAUGCAAGCAUCAGAGGUUCCCCGAACAUCAGGCGAGCAAUAUUAUAACCCUUUCCAUGUUCUAAAUAACUAUAUUUCCAAUGACCACUGCAACUCAGCAACUUGGGAUCCCUCCAUUCACACCCACAACCAACACUUCUUCACUCUGGACUCAUCCCCGACAAUGGAUUAUGUUAACUGUGGCUCGCCAUUAAGUGGAUCUUCUGGUGUUGUUGAUGGAAAUGAACUGAGGCAUGUGUUAAGAGAGUUGGAGAAUAAAUUGUUGGGUCCAGAACCUGAAGAUAGUUGCUCCUUGAAUGAUGAUUUAGUAGUAGUAGUAUCGAAACCUUCUUUUUCAUCGAUGGGAUUGAAAGAGCUGCUGCUUGCCUGUGCUGAAGCUGUAUCAGAUGCUGAUAUAUCGACGGCAGAGGCUCUAAUGAAUCUGUUGGAGCAAAGGGUAUCGGUUUCUGGGGAUCCUAUCCAGCGAUUAAGUGCUUACAUGUUGGAAGGGCUUAGAGCGCGGGUAUUAGCAUCAGGAAGCAUAAUCUACAGAAAGUUGAAGUGCAGGGAACCAACUGGCUCAGAGCUCUUGUCCUACAUGCAAGUCCUCUAUCACAUCUGCCCAUACUACAAGUUCGCUUACAUGUCUGCCAAUAUCGUUAUCCAGGAGGCAAUGGUGAACGAGAAAAGGAUCCACAUCAUCGAUUUCCAGAUUGCACAAGGGAGUCAGUGGGUGUUUUUCAUCCAGGCCCUUGCAAAUCGUCGUGGUGGAUGUGGAUUCCCCCCAUUCGUCCGUAUCACAGGCGUUGAUGAUUCCCAAUCAGCUCAGGCUCGGGGCGGUGGGCUUCAGUUGGUUGGUGAAAUGCUGGCAAAAGUUGCAGCAUCUUGUGGAGUGGGCUUUGAAUUUCAUGCUGCAGGUAUAUCUUGGUGUAGUGAGGUCGAAAUGGAGGACCUCAACAUUCGACACGGAGAAGCCCUGGCUGUUAAUUUUCCUUACAUGUUACACCACAUGCCAGACGAGAGUGUAAGCACCAAGAAUCAUAGAGACCGGUUGCUAAGACUGGUUAGAAGUUUGUCCCCGAGAGUUGUUACCCUCGUGGAGCAGGAGUCCAACACCAACACCGCACCCUUCCUUCCAAGGUUCCGCGAAACUUUAGAUUACUACACAGCAAUGUUCGAGUGCAUUGAUGCAGCAGCUCGGCCUAGGGAGGAUAGGCAGCGAGUCAGUGCAGAGGAGCAUUGUGUGGCACGGGAUAUUGUCAACAUAAUAGCGUGUGAAGGGAGUGAUCGAGUGGAGAGACACGAGCUUUUUGGCAAGUGGAAAUUGCGACUCGUGAUGGCUGGAUUUACCCUGUGCCCAUUGAGCCCCUCCGUUGGUCUCGCCGUGAGGGACAUGUUGAAGGAAUACAGCCCAAAUUACAGGCUAGCAGAAAGUGAUGGUGCACUGUAUCUUGGAUGGAAAAAUAGAGCUUUGGUAACUUCUUCUGCCUGGAGAUGUUAACCAAAACUUCGAAUUUCGAUAUCACCUCUUCUGUUUUCUUCUUCCUUAAAGGCUAAAACAGUGUUUUUCUUAGCUUUCUCCUGGUCUCAGAGAAAGAAUUCUUUAGCAGGCAUGACUUUGUGUUUGUAAGUAUAGGGGUGGAGGAAAACUGGAAAAAAAUGUGCUCUGAAUUGGAAAUAGAUAUGGGCUUCUUGCUAGUGUGUCACUGUACCCCAAGUCUUGAUCUACCUUAAUGAUUUGAUUAUAUGUCCCAUGGCCAGGCUAUUAAAUAUUUAUUUUACCA
This is a messenger RNA of Ipomoea triloba (trilobed morning glory), 2064 nucleotides long. Its product is annotated as scarecrow-like protein 21. Gene Ontology annotation, biological process: regulation of DNA-templated transcription. The coding region runs from base 303 to 1781 and encodes 492 amino acids. The transcript is spliced from 2 exons. Gene Ontology annotation, molecular function: sequence-specific DNA binding; DNA-binding transcription factor activity. Gene Ontology annotation, cellular component: nucleus. The record is from RefSeq and is a predicted model, not a curated record. NCBI's taxonomy places the organism in Eukaryota, Viridiplantae, Streptophyta, Magnoliopsida, Solanales, Convolvulaceae.